Molecule: messenger RNA, 1119 nt
Organism: Chrysochloris asiatica (Cape golden mole)
Lineage: Eukaryota; Metazoa; Chordata; Mammalia; Afrosoricida; Chrysochloridae
Gene: PTGR3
Product: zinc binding alcohol dehydrogenase domain containing 2
Exons: 2
Coding region: 1-1119 (372 amino acids)
Cellular component (GO): mitochondrion
Molecular function (GO): zinc ion binding; oxidoreductase activity
Source: RefSeq, a predicted model, not a curated record
AUGCGCGCGCUGCGGACCAUCGUGGACAUGUCGUACGCCCGCCACUUCCUGGACUUCCAGGGCUCCGCCAUCCCCAAAACCAUGCAGAAGCUGGUGGUGACCCGGCUGAGCCCCAACUUCCGCGAGGCGGUCACCCUGCGCCGGGACUGCGCGGUGCCUCUCCCCGGGGACGGAGACCUCCUCGUCCGAAACCGAUUUGUGGGUGUUAAUGCCUCGGAUAUCAACUACUCUGCUGGCAGAUAUAACCCUUCUAUGAGGGUCCCCUUCGAUGCAGGUUUUGAAGGCAUCGGUGAGGUGGUGGCCUUGGGCCUCUCUGCUAGUGCCAGCUAUACAGUGGGCCAAGCUGUGGCUUACAUGGCACCUGGCUCUUUUGCUGAGUAUACAGUUGUACCAGCCAACAUUGCAAUCCCAGUGCCUUCAGUGAAACCUGAGUACCUCACCCUGCUGGUAAGUGGCACUACUGCACACAUCAGCCUGGCCGAGCUUGGAGAGUUGUCAGAAGGGAAAAAAGUUUUGGUGACGGCUGCAGCAGGGGGGACAGGACAGUUUGCUGUACAACUUUCAAAAAGGGCGAAAUGCCACGUCAUUGGAACCUGCUCCUCUGAUGAAAAGUCUGUCUUCCUGAAGUCCAUUGGCUGCGAUCGUCCCAUCAACUACAAAACGGAGGACGUGGCUUCGGUCCUCAAGCAGGAGUACCCCGAAGGUGUGGACGUGGUCUACGAGUCUGUGGGGGGCUCCCUGUUUGACUUGGCGGUAGAUGCAUUGGCCACCAAAGGUCGUUUGAUCGUAAUUGGGUUUAUCUCUGGCUACCAAACUCCUACUGGCCUUUCGCCUGUUAAAGCAGGAACAUUGCCAGCCAAACUGCUAAAAAAAUCUGCCAGCAUCCAGGGUUUCUUCCUGAACCAUUACCUUUCUAAAUAUCAGGCAGCCUUAGACCAUUUGCUCAAAAUGUGCGAACACGGGGAACUGGUAUGUGAAGUGGACCUCGGAGCCUAUUCUCCCAGGGGCACGUUUACUGGCUUGGAGUCUGUAUUCCGGGCUGUCGAGUAUAUGUACAUGAGGAAAAACACUGGGAAAAUUGUCGUUGAAUUAUCUCACACUGUCAGCAGUAAACUGUAA